ACCGUUACAGGAAGUUGAUUUUAACUCAGCAACAGAUAUUAGUGAGGUAUGUUAUUAUAAGUUUUAAUGUUUAACUAAGUUUUGUUAAUUUUUACUUAUUGUUAUUUAUAGAAAGAAAGUACUCAUACAGCAGCUGUUUCCCCAAAGACUUACAGCGAUUUACAAACGGUUCGGGAAGUGGAAUUUAAUCUAAAAUUACCAGACAUAAUUUAUGAGGAAGGAAGUAAUUCGGAUGGAUAUUCAAACAAGGAAAAUGAAAUAGGUGACGUAAGAGUAAUGGAUGAUAAUCAAAAUCAAGAAGAAGACUGACAGUCGGGUUGGAAAGAAUAUCGUCAAGAUUUAAAUUUUGUCAACAGAGAUAUUAAUGAAGAUAACAAUAUAGUAGAGAUGGAGCAAUCCGAUAAAGGAGAAAAUGAUGGGGAAAAGAAUGGCGUAAAAUCUAAAGAAAAAAAAUAUCAGGGCCAUCCAAAAAAAGGGAGAAAGAGAAAGUUCCCUAGUCAGAAUAGAGAAAUCCGCAAAAAACACUGCAUUCAAAAUAAAUCAUACUUUACACAAAAAGGAGAAAUGAAACUAAAAAAAGAGUUUCGUCAGUAUUUGUGCAAAUGCGACUGUCUAUCGAAAGUUGGCAUUGAAAAUGCUAAACAAGAAUACGACAAAUUUUAUGAAGUAAGUUCGCAUGAUGCUCAACGUGCCUUAAUUUGCGCCAUGGUUCAAGAAGGUCCAAUAAAAAGAAAAAGAAAACAAAAUUCUACUAAAAAAAUGCACUCCAGGGUGUACAAUAUUAAUGGCCACGUAGUUUGCAAAACAUUUCUGUUGCAAACCCUAAGAAUUUCGAGUGCACAAGUGGAUAAUGCCUUAAAAUCAAAAAAAAAGGAUAGAAGGAGUUAAAGACUUAAGAGGAAGAGCAGGCGGAAAAAAUAAAAUAUCAGAAGAACGAUUGCAAGAAAUAUUAGAACAUAUUGAACAAUUUCCAAAAUAUAAGUCUCAUUAUGCAAGGGAAAAAACAAGUUCAAUGUACUUACGAGCAGACACUACAUUGCCCAUUAUGUACGAUUUGUACAAGCAGCAAGUUAAUAAUUCACCUGUGUCGUUUUCGAAGUACAAAAACGUUUUUUUAACUCAUUUUAAUUUCAGAAGAAACCCACUGAAAAAAGACACUUGUAACCUUUGUGACAAAUUAGAAAUUCUAAUAAACAACAGCGCCACAGAAGAACAAGUUAAAUAUAAAACUGAGAGAGAUAACCACAUCGAUUCCGCUGAAGAAGCAAGACAAGCUUUAAAUGCAGACAGAAAGCGUGCAAAAUUUGACGAACAACUUGAAGUAUUGUGUUUUGAUAUGGAAAAAACACUGCCUCUUCCCCGUAUACCUACAAAUGUAGUUUUUUACAAACGCCAACUUUGGCUUUAUAAUCUAGGUAUACAUACAGCUAAACAUAAUAAAGGCCAUUGUUAUGUGUGGUUAGAAGGCGAAGCCGGCAGAGGGGCCCAAGAAGUUGGCUCUUGUUUAUUUAGACAUGUGUUGAAAGCUAGAGAUAUGGAGGCAUGUAAACAUUUAAUUUUGUGGUCGGACAGCUGUGGAGGGCAGAACCGAAACAUUAAAAUAGUUUUGAUGUUAAAUGCCAUUUUUGAUGUGCAUCCUUUACUGGAAAGAAUCACUUUACGUUUCCUUACAUCUGGCCAUAGUUUUUUGCCAAAUGAUACAGAUUUUGGUGACAUUGAAUGCGCCUUAAAAUUCCAACAAAGAAUGUAUUCACCGGUAGACUACAUGAAUGUAAUGAGUUCGUGCCGAAAAAAAAAUCCUCUAAUCGUUCACAAAAUGAAGAUGGAACACUUUUUCGGUACUUGUAAUUUGGAAAAAAGAGUCGUCAAUAGAAAAGUGGAUAUCUUUAAUAAUAAAAUUAAUUGGCUUAAAUUCAAAGAGAUUGAACUCAGAAAAGAAUGCCGCGAAAAACUUUUUGUUAAAUAUUCUUUCCACGAAGAAGCUCAUGAGAUAAGUCUACAAAAGAAACGAGGAAGACCAUCAUCAGAACUUUAUCAAAAUUUUAAAGAAUCACUUGUGCUGCUAUGGCCAGAUGGGAAGCCAAUACCAGAUAAAAAACUUGAGGAUCUAAAAUUUUUGCUUAGCCUUAUUCCAAAAGAUGCCAAAGAGUUUUACAAAAAAUUGACUGGUGAUCCAAAUAUGGAAGAUGAUAUAGAUGGGUUAAAUGGACCUCUUGAUUUUGAUCUUGAAGAUGAUGAACUUUAGUAAGGUCUUAUACCAAUUUUGUUUUUAUAUCAGACUACAGUUUUA
Molecule: messenger RNA, 2290 nt
Organism: Diabrotica virgifera virgifera (western corn rootworm)
Lineage: Eukaryota; Metazoa; Arthropoda; Insecta; Coleoptera; Chrysomelidae
Exons: 2
Coding region: 1013-2245 (410 amino acids)
Source: RefSeq, a predicted model, not a curated record